This is a messenger RNA of Halichondria panicea, 555 nucleotides long. RefSeq names its product minichromosome maintenance domain-containing protein 2-like. The coding region runs from base 1 to 555 and encodes 184 amino acids. The record is from RefSeq and is a predicted model, not a curated record. The transcript has 6 exons. NCBI's taxonomy places the organism in Eukaryota, Metazoa, Porifera, Demospongiae, Suberitida, Halichondriidae.
AUGUCAGGUUUAGAGAGUGGUUACGUUGAAGUGAGUGUGCCCAAGAGACUGGGAGUGUCCGAGUUACAAGCCAUCUCCCUGCCCUUCAGCUGUGCCCUCUGGGGGAUCACCAGACACACUGAGGCAAGCACAAUAAGCAAGUCAUUGUUUGAUCGCCUUGGUCUAGUGUUAUCAUGUGACCCCACCCCUUGUUACGAGGACAGCCUCUCUGCUACCAUCACCAGACACACACUCGACACAGCUAUGGGAUACUCUACCCUACCACUCUUAUCACCCGACAUCAUCACCGAGCUGGUUUUCAGGGCGACCACGAUAGAGCCAAUAUUAGAGGAGAGUGCAGAGUCCCUUCUCGAGAGUUUCUAUGUUGGCAGUCGGAGAGUUCGAGGGUCAGAUAUGCCCAACACAGCACUGGAUACUAUGAAGGCUAUGGCACUGUCCCAUGCUAAGCUGAGACUUAGAAAAACGGCUACACAAGACGAUGCUCUGUUGGCUGUACUGUUUUAUGAGGAGUGCUUGGUGGGUCGUUUCGGUGAGACUUUAUACGCUGUAUUGUAG